AUGACAAAACCCACAUUGAACACAUUUGACGAUGAUUUCCAUACAAAGGGCGGGUAUCAGCCUCGAUUUCAAGACGAGAUCAACCACACGAGUUCACGCGCGGUACGCUACCAUCCAUAUAGCAUGCCGAUCAGCCGAUUAGUGGACAAGAAAGUCCCAGACAUAGAAAAUUAUGAAGCAAUAGGGCGUCAAAAGUCUCCAGUUAAGUCCAUAAUCCCAUUCUCUUUAGAGAGUUUCUUAUCGCCCGUGUCUACUCCGGAUUCCGGAAUCGGAACUACACCAGCGUAUGUUGAAGAGCGUGAGAGUACACCAAGCGCAAUAGACUGCUCGAUGACGUCACUGGAUUCUCUGUCACCAGCGUCGGUCAAUACUGGAAGCUCAACAAGUUCCCCUUACGGGUCUGAGCGUUUAUCUGGUUCCACCAGCGGCUCGCCCAAAAAAGACGCCGAGUCAGCUCACACUAGCGAUAAGGAAUCGGACGGGAAGUCUCAAAAAGGUGCGAGAACCAAGUACACGAAGGAGCAGCUGAAGACGCUGAUGAAAAUCUUCCAUGAGAAUCCGUACCCUGACUCGGAGAUGAUGGAGAACAUUGCCAAGGACUUCUGCGUCAAGGAUACCAACAUCAAGAUCUGGUUCCAGAACAAGCGCGCCAGGUGGCGCAGGCGAGUGGAGAACAUGAACAACUCGACUCAGUCACACAUGCUGCAUGCGACGCCGGUACCAUCACAAAUGCAUCCGUACAUACCCAUGUGCAGCAACUUUCCAGGCAUGCCUUUGUCGCAGAACAGCGGUUAUAUGUACUAUCCUUGGAUGCAGACUGGAACAUUAAGUACAAACAACAGCACUCAACAGCAAAUUACGUUGAACCAGCUACCUACCAGACAGAUCUCGCCGACAAUGGCUCCAACAUCAUUCGCUCCGUAUUACAACAUCCCGUCUCCCAUGCCAACCAGUUUGUACCCGACACCUGCUGCAACAUACCCCGUCAUGACGUCACCACAAGAAAGUAUAACGGCAAACAUGAAUCGACAUUUAUCGCAUAACAUGCAUGGGACUCAGAACAACUCAUUUGUACGUUAA
Molecule: messenger RNA, 1080 nt
Organism: Dreissena polymorpha
Lineage: Eukaryota; Metazoa; Mollusca; Bivalvia; Myida; Dreissenidae
Product: pituitary homeobox 2-like
Exons: 1
Coding region: 1-1080 (359 amino acids)
Biological process (GO): regulation of transcription by RNA polymerase II
Cellular component (GO): nucleus
Molecular function (GO): sequence-specific double-stranded DNA binding; DNA-binding transcription factor activity, RNA polymerase II-specific
Source: RefSeq, a predicted model, not a curated record